Molecule: messenger RNA, 1074 nt
Organism: Nerophis lumbriciformis (worm pipefish)
Lineage: Eukaryota; Metazoa; Chordata; Actinopteri; Syngnathiformes; Syngnathidae
Source: RefSeq, a predicted model, not a curated record
AUGGCACAGCGGUUCCUCUCGUCCGCCUUCAUGUUGACCGUCUCGCUGUCGUGCACCUACCUGUGCUACAGUAUCAUCUUCGGCCGCACCAGCGUCAUCUCGGGCCGGGCGUACGAGGGCAGCCGAUGCCCGCCGAGCCCCAACGCGGCCGGGAAGAAACUUCUCGCCCAGUCGGAGCACUGUGCCCGGCUGCGGGGGGUCCGCGCCACAUCUGCCGCCGAAGCACAGCCCGGUAUUGUCGGCUCUCCCCCUCCUUCGACUCGCUGGGUGAAAAAUUCGAGUUCAACGCAAAGGUACGGGAAUAAAAAACUCCCCAGUGUCUUAAUAGUGGGAGUGAAGAAAGGAGGAACCAGGGCGGUGCUGGAGUUCAUUCGGAUCCAUCCAGAUGUGCGCGCUCUCGGGACCGAGCCUCAUUUUUUCGACCGGAACUACGACCGAGGAUUGGGCUGGUACAGGGGCCUCAUGCCACGAACACUGGAGGGUCAGAUCACGCUGGAGAAGACCCCAAGCUACUUUGUCACCAGAGAGGCACCACGCCGGAUCUCCAGUAUGUCCCAACAGAUCAAGCUAAUCGUCGUGGUACGCAACCCCGUCACCCGGGCCAUCUCGGACUAUACGCAGACUUUGUCGAAGAAGCCCGACAUCCCCACCUUUGAGGAGCUGGCCUUCAAGAACAGAAGUCUGGGCGUAGUGGACACCUCGUGGAACGCCAUCCGCAUCGGUAUGUACAUUCUGCACCUGGAGAACUGGCUGCGCUACUUUCGCCUAUCGCAGAUGCACUUUGUGAGCGGCGAGCGGCUCAUCACGGACCCAGCUGGCGAGAUGGGCCGCAUUCAGGACUUCCUGGGACUCAAGCGCAUCAUCUCAGAUAAGCACUUUUACUUCAACAGGACCAAGGGCUUCCCGUGUCUGAAGAAGCCGGAAAGCAGCGGGCAGCCUCGCUGCCUAGGGAAGUCUAAGGGCAGGACUCAUGUGCAAAUAGAACGGGAAGUCAUCGAGCAGCUGCAGGAGUUUUAUAGACCCUUUAACGUCAAAUUCUUUGAAACGGUCGGGCAGGAUUUCAAGUGGGAUUGA